CCCAUGUCCCCCACUCAGGCAACGUGCGUAGGUUUUUUCGCAACGAUGUACACAAUAUCCGUGAUCAACUUCACGCCACUCUGGCACUCCUGAACUAGAUUCUUCGACAUCUCCCUCCAUUCAUCCGCCGUCGGGGAACCCGGCGGCAUUUUGCCGGCUUCACACAUUGGGAUGAUGUCGUUUUCGAUGAAGUCGCGGUUCCCCAUCAGCUGCAUAAGAGUCCAUGGUCUGGCCAUAGAAUCGCUCACUGCUUUGCGUCGAAAGUCCACCACUUCGAGACCGUGGCUGCGGAAGAUAAUGUCUAGCUCGGCGAUCCAACUGCAGAUCAUCCAAUUUUUUCCAAAACCCUCUAUCCUGUCAGCAUGCACGUGUGACACACUAGGGUCCGAACUUUUAGAAUGUACUAAAAGACACACAUUUUUCACAAGGCUACAUACUAAGGAGCGUGAUGAACUUGUCCAAGAGCUUCGAAGGAUCGUCUUUUUGGAUGUACAUCACGAUACGGGCAACGUGAACGAUGUCGUAUGUCCCAACAAGAUGUUCAGGUAUUGGCUGCGUCAUAUCCAGAAGAUUCAGGCUCACAUUUUCCGGGAGCUCAUACUUGGGCGGAAAGUGUGCGCUCGAGAUGUCGAAACCGUCGAGCUGGGCAUCCUUUGA
This is a messenger RNA of Periconia digitata, 657 nucleotides long. NCBI's taxonomy places the organism in Eukaryota, Fungi, Ascomycota, Dothideomycetes, Pleosporales, Periconiaceae. The record is from the annotation of a GenBank genome assembly.